GCAUGGUUCUGCAGAGAAGUUAAUUUUAAAGAUGAUUUAGUGCAUCCAAGAGCUUCUACGAGUAAAGGCCUCAAGAUCUAUAAACAAAAUCAAUCGGUAAUUGUUGCAUUGCUGAUGCCGUGUAACAUCCUAUAGGUCUAUGAAGCAUGGUUCGGUAGAGAUCUACAUACUAUCCAAAAACAAUCUAGAUCAUCCUAGAACUUCUGCAAGUAAAAGCCUUAAGGUCUACACGUAUUAAAAUAAAAUGUUGUCACAUAACUGAUGCGGUGAAACAUCCUUAAAGUCCUUGGCGCAAGAUUCCGUUAACGUGUUCUAGGUCAUCCAGAACUUCCGCAAGUAAACGCCUGAAUCUACUAGCGUAAUUAAUCAAUUGCUUUUACAUUACUUAUACGGUGUAACAUCAUACAGAUUUAUGGAGCACAGUUCUAUAGAGAAGUUAUUUUCAAAUAUUUUAUAGGUAAUCCAAGAUCUUUCGCGAGUAAAGGCCUUAAGAUCAAUAAGCAUAACCAAUGGAGUUUUGUUGCAUUACUGAUCUUGUGUAACGUCCUACAGGUCCAUGGAAGACAGUUCUGUAGAGUCUUGAUUUCCAAGAAUGCUUUAGGUCUUCCAAGUACUCUUGCGUAUAUAGACCUUAACGAACAACUAUCGACAGUAACAUCACGCGUGUGAUGUAUGUAAUAAACUUUAUUUUUAAUCACGGAUUAUCACUGCACGAUAUGCAGGCAUUGGGAUUAAAAUUAUUGCAAAAAUGCAUUUGGAGAUUUAUUAUGGGGGAAACGUUAUUUUCGGGCGAGUGAUUUAUUGGCCGAAAGAAAUUCGAGCGUUUAUUAUUCAGGUAUUUGAAAUUCGGACGAAUGGCAUUCGAGUUUUGUUUCCAAAGCAUCUCACUUUUGGAGUAUAAUGGGGUACUUACAUUUAUGUUUUGUAGCGACCAAACCCAAACAGAAAUUACCCAAUCAUCUCUCUUUUGAAUUCUUUAUCAAUGCGCAAAAAUAAGUCCGAAGUUGACCAAAGUUCAUAACUGUCGCAGUUGACAACCAGUAAUCCUCAGGGAUGUUGCAUCGCAUCAGUAAUGAAACAACAAUUCAUUGAUUACGCUUAGAAAUCCUAAGGGUUUUUUUCACGGAAGUUCUUGGGAAACAUAGAAUAUCUUUGGAAAUUAGUUCAUUAUACAACAAUUCUCCAUGGACCUGUAGAAUCUUGCACAGCAUCAAUAAUAUAAUAAAAAUCCACAUAUUACCCUUGUAGAUCUUAAGGCCUCUACUCGCGGAAGUUCUUGGAGGACUUAGAAUAUCUUUGGAGAUUUGUUCUCUUCAGUUCUUUUAUGAUCCUGCACCGUAUAGGUAGUUUAACAACAAGACACCGAAUACGCUAGCAAGAUGAGCUGCAGUGAAACCUUUGGUCCAAUCCUUACCCUGUCCAUCCCUCAAAAUGUGAUCUUCUAUUCUAGAGCUGCCACGAGCACCCUGGCUUCCACACAUCACUAACAGAUAUCAUUAAAAAGUUAUUACUCUGUACAAUGUAUACUAUUAAGUACAAAGAAAGAUCCUCGGCUCCGUAAAGCGUUAUACGCGGUUGAGCUCCAAAUAAAUGAACUAGAUAAGAAAGUAGUGUAACAACAUUCCAUUGAUUAUGCUUGUAGAUCUUCAGGCUUUUACUCAUGGAAGUUCUUGGAGUACCUAGAAGAUGUUCGGCAAUUAUUUCUCAACAGAACUAUGCUCCCUGGACCUGAAGGACGCUACACUGUAUCAGUAGUGUUGCAACAAACCAUUGAUAACGGUGGUAGAUCUUCAGGUCUUUAUUCGUGGAAGUUCUUAGAGGACCUAGAACAUCUAUGGAAAUUAGAUCCUUACAGAAAAAUGUUCAUGGACCUGUAGCAUGUUACAACGUAUUAGAAAUGUAACAACAAUCCAUUGAUUACGCUUGUAAAUCUUAAGGCCUUUACUCGUGGAAGUUCUUGGAGGUCCUAGAUCAUCUUCGGAAAUUAUUUCUCUACACAACUAUGCUUCCUGGACCUGUAUGACGCUACACUGUAUUAGUAAUGUGACAACAAACCAUUGAUAACGCUGGUAGAUGUUCAGGUCUUUACUCAUGGAAGUUCUUGGAGGUCCUAGAUCAUCUUUGGAAAUUAUUUCUCUACAGAAUUAGGCUCCCUGGACCUGUAGGACGCUACACCCUUUUUUAGGAGUGACAAUAAACCAUUGAUAACGCUUGUAGAUAUUCAGGUCUUUACUCAUGGAAGUUCUUGGAAGACCUAGAACACCUGCGGAAAUUAUUUCUAUACAGAAAAAUGGUUCAUGGACCUGUAGCAUUCUUCAACGUAUUAGAAAUGUAACAACAAUCCAUUGAUUACGCUUGUAGAUCUUAAGGCCGUUACUCGCGGAAGUUCUUGGAGGUCCUAGAUCAUCUUUGGAAAUUAUUUCUCUACAGAACUAUUGUUGCUGCCAGCACUGCCACUUCACCGACCAAUGUUGACACUUCUGUUGAGAGGUAUUGUCAAAUGCGAUAAAGAGUAAUGUUAAGGGAGAAGAGAAAGAUGAUCGGACGAAAGAAUCAUGACAGUUAUCCAUGAGUGACAUUACAUGCAGUUUUUCCUAGUUCAAGAAUGUAAUAGAAUUGAAAUAAUUGAUAUUUAACAGUUAAACUUAGAGCUAAAAGGAUGUUUGAACUUAAACUAGCUUAAUCUAAACAUAACUAUUAUCACAGAUUUCUAUCACAGAUCGUAAGUAAUUAAUUAUUAUCGAUAUUCUUAGUUCUAACCUAAAUUAUUAUCACAGGAGCAAAACCGAACACAAAACGAAUAUGGAACAACCUAAAAAGUAGCUCAACACCGAAAAUUUUUAUAGCUUUCUCACACCACAAAAUUGAGUUUGUGAACUGCUCAGAAAAGUCGGACAGAGCUACUUGUUCCCGCAACAAACUAUAAAAAUUUUCGAUCCGAUGAACGCUGAAUCGAAAGAUUACUUCUCGGCAUCGCCGAAAUCAACGCGAGCAGGAGACUGCAGCAAUCAUUCGCGCCCUGCUUCGCACGACAAGAAUAAUCACGGUAAAUAUUCAACGCGAGCAGGAGACUGCGGCGGCAAUUCGCGCCCUGCCUCGUACGGGCAAAAUAGUCAUGGGGAGUAUUCACCAGUGAGCAACACCCAGGCAACACCCAGUCGAAGGUCUGCCCAUAUUGCCCUCCGCUUGCAACAGCUUCAGGAAGAGCGCGCAAUCCAGCAGCGCGAAUGGCAGGCCGAAAUGAAGGCAAUAGAGCAAGAGAGGAUUGCUCUAAAGGCAAAAUAUGACUUGCUGGAGCAAGAAUUGGCACUGCGUAGAAAAUCUGGCAAAUAUAAUCAUGACGUCAGUGGUGGAGUGAUCGCAGUGAAGCAAGACACAGUGCUCGGCGACCAAACAUCCUCACCUGACCAGAAGAAGACGAAUCUGAAUGGGCCAAUUGCCACCUUGAAGAAGCAGACACCGGUUGACCAGCCAGUGGAAACGCGGAAACAAUCGGUACAGCUGAUACAGAAAGAUGUCUCUGGCGAUCUGCGGAAAACAAGUGGAGUUCAGCUGCGAAUUAUCCGCGCGUACUCCAAAUGUAUUCAGAAGGGAAGGAACUUGACCAUCAAUUCCAGUUCAAUUGAUGACGUCAACGACGAAACUGCCGAUGGAGAUUUCGGAUCUACGAAGCAAAUUGCCACAGUUGAUACAGCGACAGCAACGUACCUUCGUGCGCGCGAACCAGAUGUGAAAGGGGAGCGGUUUCAAUGUGUGAUGGAUAGAUGUCGAGAGGUACACCGCAUCAACAACAAGACUCGGGAAAUGUUGCGAGUAUUUGUGAGAAAGAAAUUCACUUCGCCAACGAUCCAGCUUUGCAUCUUUAACAAACAUCUCUUCACUAACAUCUUUCAUCCCUCUGGUUACGCAUCGUUAAAUACCGAUGAGUUUUGGAAGCAACAAAUAACAAACACAUGCCAAACGAUAAAAAGCAGGAUGAAAUUAUUCAGCAUUCGGCUGAGUACACACACCGGGCAAGUGAGCAACGCUCGAUACUCAACUAUGCACUCAAUCGAAGUAUCAAUAGUGUUCGCUGACUUUCGAUCGACUAUUUUUUGGCUUAAGCUGAACAUAAACAAGCCGAUCGGGUUUGUCAAUGUCAGCAAGCUCUUCGUAUGCCAUCGUAUGUCACACAACAGCUUUGAAAACAAGAAACGAAAGUUUGUUGUGUGCAGUAAAUGUGUCGAUUUCGUCGAUUCGGUAUGUUUUCCCAUGGAUAUCCAUCAUGCACUGUUACAAUCAAACAGAACUCGCCACUUAGGCAACGGACUGGACUCGGACGUGGUAAACUACAAGAUGGUCUUCGAUGAGCUACAUACGCAUCUGAGGAUCGACAUCCACAACAAGGACUACAUUCUUCGUAAACUGGACACUUUCCUGUUGUUCAACAACUCCGCCGUUGAUGUCUGGUGUUAUCUUCUGGCUGAGCGCGGAAGCGGUAUGGCGAAAGCACACAUCUGCAACAUGACUGAUGAAAGCGUCGGUCAGAUGAGUUCAGUCAGUGUUUGGAGUAGUGUGAAGCUCCAAUUCGAGAUCGGAGGGAACCGAGGGAAGGACAUCGGCGAGACUGUCGUCCCACAGCGGAAAGCACGCUGCAACCAAUCAAUUUCCUUUAUCAAGAAUAGUCAAAACCUGCCCGAAGGCGAGGAGAGAGAUAGCCGCGAAGAAGAGCAGGGCACACUACCGCCGGUUCCAAUGCAGCCAGAAGAUCCCCCAGGUCCGAGCCAAAACAUGGGUCCCGGAGACCCCAACUUGAUGCCCGGUGAACCACCGCCUCCACCCGGUCAAGAGAACCUAAACGGUCUCCAGCGAGCCAUCGAUUCCAUGGAGGAGACGCGAUAUUCGCAACUGUUGGUCCUUCGUGCUACAUCGAAGCAACAGAACUUGAAUUCUUCCCAACUGCACCAGCUGCGUAGUCAACUCAUGGCCUACCUUUUGUUGGCAUGCCAGCGGUUGGGUGGAUCACCACCGCAAUAUUCAACGCUGCCGGCUAUCCCAUAUCCAGGAGGUCAACAAGGGGGACCAUCACCGCAACCGGGAAUGCAACAGCAGCAACCGCCUCAACCUGGCCCUCCACAGGGUCCACCGGAUAUACUGCCUGGAAAAUUCGGUUCUCUGGAACCGGGCAAGCCUGCUGCCGGUAGAAUGCCACCACGCCACCAAAGUCCCGUGGCUGGAAUGACUAUAGGAGGUCAACAACCUCCUUCUCAGCAGCAAAUGGUACCUAUUCAAACAAAACGACCCAGUUCUCAAGGACCCGCUGGAGCAGGACCUCGUACGGCUGCCCAGGCACCCGCAAUCCAACUAAAUCAAAAGCAGAAACGCGUUACAACCGUUGCCAAGUCAGUUGGCCUAGAUCCGAUCAUCAUUCUGGAAGAACGCGAGAAUCGAAUGCCUGCCCGAAUCGCUCUAAGAAUGGAAGAUUGCCGGAUCCAGACUCAGAUCGAGCUCCGGGCCGUGCGAGUUUUGAACAUCCUACGUCAGCUCCGGUUGGAAAUUGUCCAAUGCACCACGGAGACUGCCGUCAACGUCAAGACCUACGAGCAUACUAAGCGCCAAGGAUUAUGUGAAGCCCGAGCUACCGAGAAGCUUGAGAAACAGCAAAAGCUAAAAGCCGAGAGGAAGCAUAUGGAGAGCGGUGACAUUCAUCUGGAUAUGGACUGCGAAAUGCACGAUUGCUACGUAACAGUGGGUGAAAUUGCUUUCGGCAAGACGAUCGCCGGCGAUGCUGCUCCGUUUUUGCGCGAUUUGUACUACUUGUUGCAGAACCAUCACGGAUGGGAGUACGUUAUUUCGGAAGAUGAGGACUACGUCGUCGUCGACGACGAAGAUUUGGAUGAAAAGGAAAAGAAGAAGGUUAGUCAAGGCAAUCCACAGAAAUAUGUGUGCUUCGAGUUAGUGGAAAGAAUUCCAUCAAUAAUUGUAUUAACAUAGAGUAUAGCCAAA
Aedes albopictus (Asian tiger mosquito) is the source of this 5985-nucleotide messenger RNA. RefSeq lists its product as uncharacterized. The coding region runs from base 2941 to 5973 and encodes 1010 amino acids. The transcript is spliced from 2 exons. The record is from RefSeq and is a predicted model, not a curated record. NCBI's taxonomy places the organism in Eukaryota, Metazoa, Arthropoda, Insecta, Diptera, Culicidae.